Leptopilina boulardi is the source of this 1276-nucleotide messenger RNA. It is a transcript of the gene Dysb, whose product is annotated as dysbindin-like. The record is from RefSeq and is a predicted model, not a curated record. Gene Ontology annotation, biological process: negative regulation of protein kinase activity. Bases 297 to 1019 code for a protein of 240 amino acids. Gene Ontology annotation, cellular component: cytoplasm. Lineage: Eukaryota; Metazoa; Arthropoda; Insecta; Hymenoptera; Figitidae. The transcript has 5 exons.
UCCAUAAUGAAUUUUUGAGAAAUGUCAAAUGUAUAGAUAAAAUAAAAUUUGUUUAUUGUAAAUAAAUUAUUUUAAAAGAAUAAUGUUUAAUAGAUAAUCAAGAAUUUAAACAAUUAAGACGAAUGAAAUUUGAUGAUAAUGUUAAAUUUUUGUUAUUUUUGUGAAUUAAUUGUACAAUUUUGGUUAUGUUUUUAAAAAAUAUAUUUCAUGAAAAAUAUUAUUUUUUUAAAUAUACAUCUAUUUUGUUGAUCAAUUCAAAUUAAUAAAUAAUAAUUUUUUUUUUUUUUAUUGUUAUAAUGUUUGGAACACUUCGUGAAAAGUUUCAUUCUAUGCAAGAAGGAUUGUCCGCCAGUAUUAGAGGUUUAACAGUUUCUGAGCCGAAAAAAAUAGAGAAUAUAAGAAAUGUGAAUUAUAAUGCAGGAGCUGAUAUUCUACAUCGUUAUCAAUUACAAUGGAAUGAAUUACAUGAUUUAGCUGAAGAAAAUGCUAAGAAUGCACAAAAUGUUGAUUCUCUCGUUGCAGUGUUUCAUUUAAAAUUAGAACGAGAAUGGAAAAGUAUAUUGUGCCUAAAUAAUACAUUAGCCGUCAUUCCUAAAGUUAAUGAAACCAUUCAAAAUCUUAUGAGUCAAAUAGAAAUAAUUCAAGGCAUGUUUGAAGAUGUUGAACAUGCUCUUCUCGAACUUGAAAAUCUAAAUGAAGAAUUAGAUUUACAAAAUCGACAAGUGGAACACAGGUUUCAAUUAACUUUAUACAAGGAAAAUAAGGUCGCUACUUUAAAUUCUCAACGAGCAAAGUUUUCCAGUGAUCAUUCGGAGAAAAUAGCCAAACACGAACUUAAACAACAGAAAAUGAUGGAAGAAAGACAAAAAACCUUUGCGGAAGCUUUCGAUGAAGAAUUAAAUCAGUACAAAGCAACUGGUUCCAUUCCAAAAAUUAACCGAGUAACAGAGGGCCCAUCGCUCGAUGAAAUUGUUUUGGAAACUGACACAACAGAUUUCGAUGCAUUUUUAAAAAGUUAAUUAUUACCAUUCACCAAUAUAAUUUUAUAUAUAUAUAUAUAUUUGAGUUCAUAUACUCUUUGUGAUAGGGAAAAGUAAAUUUUCCUGAAUUAGUCAAAUCGGAUAAAUGGACAAACAAGGCGAGUAAAUUUUUUCGAGAAAAAGAAUUAUAUAGUUUAUUUUCAAUAAUUCUCUAUACAAUAAUUAUAUAAAAAAAAGAAGAUGAACUAUACAUAUUUGUACAUGAGAUAUAUUUACUUAGUAAUAAAUAUACAGUU